Molecule: messenger RNA, 1960 nt
Organism: Oryzias latipes (Japanese medaka)
Lineage: Eukaryota; Metazoa; Chordata; Actinopteri; Beloniformes; Adrianichthyidae
Gene: eva1ab
Product: eva-1 homolog A, regulator of programmed cell death b
Source: RefSeq, a predicted model, not a curated record
UUGGAGAGCGACAGACCGAAAGCGAGAUGGGAGCAGUGGUGAGUCCACAUUGAAAAACGUGAAUCUGUGUGAUGUUAAUGUGAGGGAAGGCAGGGGAUGCAGACGGAGCACACAGGUUUAGUCAGCCAGCCUCAGGUCACAUCCAUGCCCUCUGGGGCCGACCUCUGUCAGCUGCUGUCUGGAAAACAACCUGGAAGAACUAAAAGGAAAUUUCUGGAUAAGUGACCUUUGGAAAGAAGUUGGAGCAAAGCACUUCCUCCUCCUCCCUCUUUUGCUUGAAACAGAGAAGAAUUGAAGAGAAGGGAGAAUGACAGAUGUUUUUAAUUUGUACCUUCACAAAGAGGAGGCAGAGGUGGAGGUUUGUGUGCCAGUGUGACAACGUUGGGGGACAGUGGAGAUUUAUAGCUCUAAUUGUACUGUUAGUGUUUUUUGGUUUUUGUUGAGGGGAAGAUGAAAAGCUCAGACUAGAAGAGGGAAGGAGAGCAAGGAAUCAGAGGUUAGAGGAGGAAGGAGAGACAAGUAAACACACCUCAGAUGGAAUCAUGGGACUGAUGAACUAAUACCUUUUCUGUGCUCACAUUUACUCCAAAAAGCCACCAUCCAGGAAGGAAUAUGGAGAUAAUCUGACCUCUUCAUCCUCUGUUAAGUUAUGACCACCAUACCAACAGAAAGCCCAUCCAUGGAGGUGAAGGGAGUCCCUCAGGAGAUGGCGAUGCUUAGCAAUUUACUGGCAGCGUACACCUUCAUUGCAGACCAACCUGAGAGAACAGCCCUGGUGUUUCUCGGCGGUGUGUGUGCCGGCCUCCUUGUCACGCUGUGCGCCAUCGUCUUCCAGAUACACUGUCGUGCCGACUGCCACUAUGGCAACAGCAAUGAUCUUCAUCACCGUCACAAGAGACAACGCCAUCGACGCCACAGGCACAGCUGCAUCCAAAAUCCUCAUGGUGACGGUAACCCAAUCAACACUUGUGCUGUUGUGACCUCUGGAGGAAUUGGAGCCACCGGAGACAGCCAGCAGGAGGAGGACAUGGACGACACAUCUGAUAUUUCAGCAAGGAGACGCAGACGCUUCGAGAGGGCUUUGGUGCAGGCCACCAUGUUUACAUCCUCUGAGGAGCUGGACCGUGCCCAGCGAUUAGAAGAACGGGAACGCAUCCUCCGGGAGAUUUGGAUGAAUGGACAACCAGAAAUCAAUACAGUCACUCAAAGCCUCAACAGAUACUACUGAUGCUGCAGUAAACAGAGAGACAAACAGAGACUGAGAUGCAGGAACACUGGAAAGAUGGAAACGGGAAAGUGGAACAAUGCGGAGCAUAAACAUGAACCCUGACUUCACUGGGAAGAUGAGCUGAAAGUUUGCACUAAAGAAACUACUAAGCUGUUGCUGCCGGGAUCACAUAAAACAGCUUUUUUAUGUUGUAAGUGAUGCGAUGGCCCCGUCUUCCACACACCACGGGCAAAAGUGAAAGGAAAAAGACCAGAAUAGAGAUGAUGACGGAAAGGGAUCGCAGAGACUGCUUUAGCACAAUUCUAAUAGCAGAAACAAAGAAAGUCACUGAAAAAAGACUAAACUUGAAAGAGACUUUUGAGACCAGCAACAUGGAAGUUUGCAAUUCAUAAGUGAACUGUUAAAACAUGAUUUAUGGAAUUGUGGACCAAUGUACCUUUUUAUUUUCACUCUCAUUGUUUGCAUCCCUGCUGUGACUUUCAUUGAAAAGGGGAAAAUGUAAAGAAGAGAGCAAGAUAUUCUUGCAGAGAAAAUUGCAUAUAAAACGUUUCUUUGAAAAAAAUGACCACAGAAAUCCUGCAGCAGAUGAUGAUGCUUUUUUCUAAAUCUCCUGUUGCAGAAAUUCCACACUGAUACAAACAAGAAGUAGAAUGCAACUUAUAAUGUGUGUUUAAGAUUGAUUUUAUUUAGCUUUAAUGGAUUAAUUAAGUUAAUAAACUUUGCCUAAAGAAA